Molecule: messenger RNA, 504 nt
Organism: Pyrus x bretschneideri (Chinese white pear)
Lineage: Eukaryota; Viridiplantae; Streptophyta; Magnoliopsida; Rosales; Rosaceae
Exons: 1
Coding region: 1-504 (167 amino acids)
Source: RefSeq, a predicted model, not a curated record
AUGCAUGAUGUGAGUUAUUACCAACAGUUAGUAGGUAAACUUAUAUAUCUCAUCAUCACACGUCCAGAAAUCACAUAUGCAGUGAGCGUGGCAAGCCAAUUUAUGCACUCUCCUACUGUUGAUCACCUUCAUAUUCUUAAAAGAAUUUUGCGCUACCUCAAGGGGUCAAUAGGGCAAGGGAUCAUCAUGCGGAACAAUAAGUCCAUUACCAUUGGUGGAUACACGGAUGCAUAUUGGGCAGGGAAUGUACUUGAUAGAAAAUCUACCACUGGUUAUUGUACAUUUGUGGGGGGUAAUCUUGUUACUUGGAAGAGCAAGAAGCAACAAGUAAUUGCUCGUUCCAGUGCAGAGGCUGAAUAUCGAGCCAUGACAGCCACUGCAUGUGAACUUAAUUGGCUUAAAGGGCUUCUUUCAGACUUAGGGUUCCUUACUCCGUCCUCUAUGUCCCUUAUGUGCGAUAAUCAAGCAACCAUGCAUAGUGUUGCCAACCCCUGUGUUUCAUGA